This is a messenger RNA of Pundamilia nyererei, 2649 nucleotides long. Lineage: Eukaryota; Metazoa; Chordata; Actinopteri; Cichliformes; Cichlidae. The record is from RefSeq and is a predicted model, not a curated record.
AUGGAAACACAGGUCAUCUUCACCCACUCCAUCCGAGACAAUAUGGUCGACAGCAUCCUGAUGGAGAUCAGACAGAAAUUUCCUCAAGAAAUUCUGUCUAUCACAAUUGCAAACUUUGCGCCAGUGUUGCUGAAGACCAUUGCUGAUCUUCCCAACACUACCAAAAGGAAGCCAAACACUGUCACCCUUUACAACAAAACAAAGUGUGGCGUGGAUGUGAUGGACCAGAUGGUUCGGGAGUACACUGUCUGCAGAGGAACACGGCGCUGGCCAGUUGCCGUGUUUUACAACAUGAUUGACAUGGCAGCACUGAAUGCACAUGUGUUGUAUCAAGCAUGCACCGGGACGAAGGAAAGACGGGUGGACUUCCUGGUGGAGCUUGCAAGAGAGUUGGCUCACUCUCAUGUAGCUGGGAAGAAGAGAGACAUUACAGUUGUCCUAACUAUAGCAAGGCUAAGUACGUUUAAAUUGGCCUAUCAAGAAGAUGGCAACAAUGGCACUUCAAACAAUACUAGAGGACCGGACGGAGCAUCUGGAGCAGGUUUAACAUAUCAUGAGACCAUAGUUAAUAAAUCCAAUGAAACAUUUUUAAAAGAUGGACUUUCAGAACAGGCACUGAAGUUUCUAACUGGCCCUGUGUCCACCAUCCUUUUACCUUCCUUCUACACGCUGGUCUGCUCCAUCAGUGUGCCAAUUAACAUCUGUGCUCUGCUGGCCUUUGCUCGGGGGAUCCGUCCUAAGAAGCCAGCUGCAAUCUAUAUGCUGAACCUGGCCUUAGCCGAUCUGCUCUUUGCACUGAUGCUCCCCUUCAAGAUCUCCUACCACUUUGAAGGCAACAACUGGAAAUUUGGCCCGUCCAUGUGCCGCGUGGUCACUGCUGCCUUCUACUGGAAUAUGUAUUGUUCUGUUCUUCUCAUAGCUUGCAUCAGUGUGGACCGUCUGCUUGCUGUAGUUUAUCCAAUCGAUGCUCUGUCUUGGAGGAGCUCACGGACCACAGUCAUAGCCUGCAUAACCAUGUGGGUGUUAUCUUUCGCUGGCUCUGUGCCUCUUGUUUCUUCUGACCAGACUUUUAACAUCAGUGAGUUGAACAUCACCACCUGCCAUGAUGUCCACUCCACAGAUAAGAUCACCUGGUUAAAGACAUACUUCCUCACCCUCUGCUGCAUUUUUUUCUUCCUGCCUCUGCUCAUCACAGUGGUGUCCUACGCUCAGAUAAUCUGGUCAUUGAGCAGAGUCCAACAUGAUGUUCCAGGAACAUCACAUAGGAGAAGAAGAGCAAUGGUGAUGACAUUGACUGUGCUGGUGAUAUUUUUGCUGUGUUUCAUGCCUACAAACUGUCUGCUGCUUGCACACUACCUGCAAUUAAAAGAAGAACCCAAGAAGAGCCAGGAGGCACCCGAUGGCUCUUACACACUCUAUCUGGUGUUUCUGUGUUUGGGAAGUCUGAACUGCCUCCUGGAUCCCCUGCUUUACUACUUUGGAUCCUCGCAGUGCCAGAAACAACUAUCCAAUAUGCUGAAGUGUAACAAGGCCGGUCUCUUGCACCCUCUGCCGGUCCCCAAGCGCCCCUGGUCGCAUGUUGCUUUGGAUUUUGUCACUGGUCUACCGUCGUCAUCAGGUAACACGACCAUACUAACUGUUGUAGAUCAUUUUUCCAAGGCGGCGCACUUUGUGGCGUUGCCCAAGCUCCCGACUGCCUUAGAGACGGCUCGGCUCCUUACCGAGCAUGUUUUUCGGUUACAUGGGAUUCCACAAGACAUUGUUUCUGAUCGGGGCCCCCAGUUUACUUCCCGGGUCUGGAGGGCGUUUUGUUCAGGACUUGGGGCCCGUGUGAGUUUGUCUUCAGGUUUUCAUCCUCAGACGAACGGUCAGGCGGAGAGGGCAAACCAGGAGUUAGAGACCAUGUUACGCUGUGUGGUUUCCUCGAAUCAAUCCACCUGGAGUGACCAGUUGGCUUGGAUUGAGUACGCCCACAAUUCCAGCACGUCGGCGGCCACUGGUGUGUCUCCGUUUGAAGCGUCGCUGGGGUACCAGCCACCAUUACUUGCCAUCACUGAAGGUGAGCUGGCCGUUCCCUCUGUUCAGCAUCAUAUGAGACGCUGCAGGCGGGCGUGGCGCGCCACCAGGGCGGCUCUGUUGAGGACGACGGCGCAAAAUAAGAGGUUGGCCGAUCGUCGCCGCACUCCGGCCCCUGCCUAUCGUGUUGGACAGCAGGUGUGGCUCUCUUCCAGGUAUAUUCCCUUACGAACUGAAUCCAAGAAGUUGGCCCCGGGUUUUAUUGGGCCUUUUUCGAUCCAAGGUGUGUUGAAUCCGGUGUCUGUUCGUUUGGCCCUUCCUCGCAACAUGAGGAUUCAUAAUGUGUUUCAUGUUUCCCAGGUGAAACCGGUCCGGACCAGCCCUUUGUGCCCGCCUUCCAGGCCCCCGCCGCCCGCCCGGGUCGUUGCCGGCGCUCCUGCUUAUGCCAUCACGCGGAUUAUGGAUGCCAGGCGUCGCGGUAGGGGCUUCCAGUUUUUGGUGGAUUGGGAGGGGUAUGGUCCGGAAGAGCGUGCUUGGGUGCCGCGGUCUGCGAUUCUGGAUGAUGCUAUGGUGAAGGAAUUCCGCCGCCGGCACCCUGACAACUUUGGUCGGUCGCCAGGUGGCUCCCGUUAA